Molecule: messenger RNA, 555 nt
Organism: Cariama cristata (Red-legged seriema)
Lineage: Eukaryota; Metazoa; Chordata; Aves; Cariamiformes; Cariamidae
Gene: TMEM212
Product: transmembrane protein 212
Source: RefSeq, a predicted model, not a curated record
AUGGGCAUCAGCGUCGGAAACAACCACCCCACUGCUGUCAGCACGUUUCUGGCUCUCUCUGCACUGGGAAGCGCUACAAACCCUCGUUGCAAAUCCAGCAGGGAGAGGCUCACAAUGAAAGUGAAGAUCUUGUAUGAAGUUGCCAGAAGGAUAGUUAUUACCUUUGGGAUUUUAAGUCCCUGGUUCUUUGGAUGGAGUGCUUGCCUCACCAACCCCAUUUGGAACAGAGCUUUGCGGGAGGCUAGUUUCACCUUUGGCAUACUGAGCAUCACGGGCACCUCAGUGCAAUUUGCUGCUGUCAUUGCAUCUCUUCUCCGUGGCCCAUACUGCUACGGCUCACUUGCUGGGAUCACUGGGACCGACUCCCUGGGUUACACAGCCCUGUUGCCCUUUCCCCAUGCUGACUUCCCAAACCUCCACAAAGACCCAUCACGUUGUGAGCGGUGCCACCUCACCCUGCAAAUACUGGAUCUGUGCUUGAGUUUGGCCAUAUUCUGUGCAUCUUUGGUUUUUGUGAUGACUUUUGUGAGACUGCUCCAGUUUGGACAUUUAAAC